Molecule: messenger RNA, 3795 nt
Organism: Oncorhynchus tshawytscha (Chinook salmon)
Lineage: Eukaryota; Metazoa; Chordata; Actinopteri; Salmoniformes; Salmonidae
Product: neurofilament medium polypeptide-like
Exons: 3
Coding region: 1-3795 (1264 amino acids)
Biological process (GO): neurofilament bundle assembly
Cellular component (GO): cytoplasm; postsynaptic intermediate filament cytoskeleton; intermediate filament
Molecular function (GO): structural constituent of cytoskeleton
Source: RefSeq, a predicted model, not a curated record
AUGAAUGAGAAAGAACUGCUCCAUGGGCUGAACGACCGUUUCGCCGGAUUCAUAGAGAAGGUGCGUCAUUUGGAGCAUCAAAAUGAAUUGUUUGAGAGGGAAAUCGAGGAAAUCAAACUAAAAGCACAGUCCCCUGCGUCUCUGGCUCAGGAGCACGAGCCGGAGCUUAUGGACCUGAGGAACCUAGUUCAUGACAUCACCCUUCAGAAGCGUCAGAUCGAGAUAGAGCAUCAGAACCUGGAGGAAGAUUUCCUCACCUUGAGAGACAAGUAUGAGCAGGAGGCACGUGACCGCUCGAACGCAGAGAACGGCAUCCUUGUGCUGAAAAAGGACGCCAACGAUGCAUACCUCGCCAAACUUCAGUUGGACAAGAAAGCGCAGUCUUUGGUGGACGAGAUCCACUUCCUGAAGAACAACCAUGAGGACGAGAUAUCAGAAAUGGUGGCCCAGAUCCAAGAGGCUCAAGUAACGGUCAAGGCGCACGACUUUGGCAAACCUGACAUCACAGAGGCUCUCCGGGACAUCCGUGUGCAUUUAGAAGGUCACGCCACCUCCGACUUUCAGCAGGCCGAGGAGGGCUUCCGUAUCCAGUUCACAAAGUUAACCAAAGCGGCAGAAAGCAACAGAGAGGCGUUGAAGGCAACCCAACAGGAGAUCCAGGAGAAUAGAAGGCACCUGCAGGGGAAAACAAUUGAACUGGACUGUGGGAAAGGAAUGAGAGAGGCCCUGGAAAAACAACUACACGAGCUGGAGAAGCGUCACUAUGCGGAAAUGAUUCAUUACCAGGACACUAUCAGGCAGCUGGAGAAUGAGCUGACCAAUGCUAAACUAGACAUGUCUGGCUACCUGAGAGAGAACCAGGACCUGCUGAAUGUCAAAAUGGCUUUGGAUGUGGAUAUUCUCUCUUACAGGAAACUCCUGGAGGGUGAGGAGUCCCAUCUGUACACCAUCUCUGACACCCACAUCUCCAUGCCCUGCAUCUACCGCCAGUCCCCCAUCUACACCCUGCCUUGCCUGGCCCGGCAGGGAGGGCCCACACGCAGGCCUGAGCCCCAGUACAAGUUUGUUGAGGAGAUCAUCUCUGAGACCACUAGAGACAUGGAGAUGUCCGAGAUCGAGGAGACAGGCUCCGAGGAGACGGUCGGGGGAGAGGGAGACGAGUUGAGACAGAAGCAGGGAGAAGAGAGUGACAAAGCUGAGAGGAGGAGUGGGGAAGAGGAGGAUGAGGACAAAGAGAAAGCUAGAGGUAAAGUGGAUGUUGAAGUGGAUGCCCCGGAGGAAGAGGGUGAACAGGAGGAAGAGUCUAAGAGACAGCAGAUGGUAACAUCAGCAGAGGUCGAGGUAAAUGGAGAAAAUGGAGAGGAGGGAGAUGAUGAAAGAGAGGAGGAAAAGGGGGGUGAGCCAGAUGCAAUCAAAAAGACAGAGGACAUUGACAGAGGUGAAAAUAUACAAAGUGAAGUCAAAUCAGCUGAGGCCACCAGUGAGGGCGAGAAGGAAAAACUGGACACAACGGAGAAGCUAGACAGCGAGAUAAAUGAGACAUUAGAAAAAGGUGACAUCCCAAAGCAUGGUGAAUCCCAACCAGAGAUUCCCACGAAUGGUGACAUCUCAACAGAACCCAAAACGUCAGAGUCAGAGGAUAGCAAAACAGGAAGUUCAAUAAAGGGUGAACCACAGGGCUCCACAGAGGACAUCUCCAAAGAACCCAAAAAGGUGUCAGGGGAGAGAAAAAAAGAAAGCCCUUUAAAAGAGAAAAAAGAGGUAGAUCUGAAAGAGGAGAGUGCCCCAACAGAGCAACAACAAGACAGCCCAAAAGAAAGUCCCAUCAAAGAGGGAAAAAAGGUAGAUCUGACAGAGCAGAGUGCCCCAACACUGGAGCAGAAACCUGAUCAGAAGGAGCACAGUGAGUCAGACCAACCUCAAGAGGCAGAGAGUGCUCUGACAACACAAGAAGAGGAUCUCCCUGAGCCCACAGAGAAGAACAUGGAAUCCCCUGAUAACACUGCAGAGCUCAACAGCAGUUCAACCAAGGAGACAGUGAAGCAGGUGAAGUCACCUGAUGAUUCUGGUGUAAAAAUGACGCAAGAUGAGAGAACAGUAGGAGGUAAAAUGCCAGACAGAAUUCUCAGCACAACAAGUGAGUGUAAGGAAGAGCCUGUGCAAAAGACUCCUAAACAGGAGGUGGGUCCGACAGAGCAAAAAGUGAGCAGCAAGGAUGAUAGUGUAAAAAGUAUUGUGCAGAAUGAACAUAAUGGCAGUGAAAAGGUCACAAAAGAUGUCUCAAUGGGUGAGGAAAAGGGGAAAGAAUCUGAGACAUCCCCUAAACCCGACGCCACUGUCACUCCUAAAGAAGAAACAACCCUGCAACCAGAGCCAACUGUCACCCCUAAAGAGGAGACAUCCCCUAAACCGGAACCCACUGUCACCCCUAAAGACGAAACAUCCCUAAAACCGGAUCAAACUGUCAUCCCUAAAGAGGAGUCAUCCCCACAACAGGAGCCAACCGUAACCCCUAAAGAGGAGACAUCCCCUAAAUCGGACCCCACUGUCACCCCUAAAGAAGAAACAUCCCCUAAACCGGACGCCACUGUCGCCCCUAAAGAAGAAACAGCCCCGCAACCAGAGCCAACUGUCACCCUUAAAGAGGAGAUAUCCCCUAAACCGUACCCCACUGUCACCCCUAAAGAGGAGACAUCCCCACAACAGGAGCCAGUUGUCACACCUAAAGUAGAAAAUUCCCCAAAACCAGAACCAGCAGUCACCACUAUUGAAGAAACUUCCCCAAAACCAGAACUAGCAGUCACCCCUAAAGAAGACAUUUCCCCAAAACCAGAACCAGCAGUCACCCCUAAAGUAGAAAAUUCCCAAAAACCAGAACUAGCAGUCACCCCCAAAGUAGAAACUUCUCCAAAACCAGAACCAGAACCAUCAGUCACCCCUAAAGAAGAAACGUCCCCGAAACCAGAACCAGCAGUCACCACCAAAGAAGAAUCUUCCCCAGAACCAGCAGUCACCACUAAAGAGGAAACUUCCCCAAAACCAGAACCAGCAUUCACCCUUAAAUUAGAAACUUCCCCACCACCAGAACUAGCAGUCACCCCUAAAGUAGAAACUUCCCCAAAACCAGAACCAGCUGUCACCGUUAAAGAAGAAACUUCCCCAAAACCAGAACCAGCAGUCACCCCUAAAGAAGAAACUUCCCCAAAACCAGAUCCAGCAGUCACCCCCAAACAGGAAAUAUCCCCUAAAUCAGACUCAACCCUCACCCCAGAAUCAACAACCACCCCUAAACCAGACUCAACCCUCACCCCAGAAUCAACAACCACCCCUAAACCAGACUCAACCCUCACCCCAGAAACAACGACCACCCCUAAACCAUACUCAACCCUCACCCCAGAAUCAACAACCACCCCUAAACCAGACCCAACCAUCACCCCCAAACAGGAAAUAUCCCCUAAAUCAGACUCAACCCUCACCCCAGAAUCAACAACCACCCCUAAACCAGACUCAACCCUCACCCCAGAAUCAACAACCACCCCUAAACCAGACUCAACCCUCACCCCAGAAACAACGACCACCCCUACAGAAGAGAGUGAAAUGAUAGGCAGUGGUGACAAAGCUAAGACAAUCACACCACCAGAGGAACAGAUGCCUGCAGUUGCAGAGAGCAAGGACUCACACAGGGGGGUGCCAGAAAGCAACACAACUCAGGAGAAACCAGAGGAAAGUAUGGAUAAAGAGCCUGAGAAGGUUACAGAUCCCAAAGACAGAGAGCGUGAAUACCAAGGCUUCUGA